Messenger RNA from Ophidiomyces ophidiicola, 3678 nucleotides. RefSeq lists its product as uncharacterized. Lineage: Eukaryota; Fungi; Ascomycota; Eurotiomycetes; Onygenales; Onygenaceae. Gene Ontology annotation, molecular function: helicase activity. The transcript is spliced from 2 exons. The record is from RefSeq and is a predicted model, not a curated record. Gene Ontology annotation, cellular component: nuclear RNA-directed RNA polymerase complex. Gene Ontology annotation, biological process: regulatory ncRNA-mediated heterochromatin formation. Bases 1 to 3678 code for a protein of 1225 amino acids.
AUGAGAGGUGUUGAUACAGCACAAUUUGCUCUUCUCGGUUGGGAGCUAAUCCAAGAAAACAAUGCAGGAAUUAGCCAGCAACUUGUUACCAAGCUAGCGACAGAUGAGGGGUUAGCAAUGGUUAGAGCAAUCACAAACAUGACAAGCGAUAUCAAAGAACUAGAGGUGGUUGACGUCUUCCAUUCAACAUUGUCUCCUUUUUUUAAGAUGAUUUCUCACCCUUAUGUGCUGUCAUCUGCCAUUCUAGAGGCCCCGUUGGAUAUUGUCUACACAUUUUUGUUUGGGGCCAGCGGCCAUCGGGCCAUUGACCUGUUCAACGCAACCCAGAAUGCUCUCAAAAUGUUGUUUGAGGAUGGAGCCACUAGCAAUGAAAACAUAGAAAGUGCAUUAACUGCAAGUCUGCGGGUGUUACAGAAAAUUGUUGACCUGAACCAAAGAGCUCAGGUGAUUGAAAAAUUCAGAAACAUUGCGAUGGAUAUUGCAAGCAUUAUCCCAACAAAAUGGCCUCUUCACGAUGCAAGAAGAGCCUUGUCUCGUAUUCAGCAGCGUCUCAAUAUCGAUAUCCCAGCAAUGUCCUUGGAAGUCCAAGAUGAUUUGCAACAUGGAGUAUUCAAUAUGAAUCUUGACCUACCAGGGAAAAUGUCUAGAGACGGCCAACGUCAUGAUAAUGAUCACGACAACAUAGCAAAGAUCAAGGUACUCCCAACAACCGGGGAAAUAAACUCCCAAAGACCGGAGUAUCUGCCACCCAGUUACCUCCAAGGCGGCCAUCUUCAAGGAAUGGCAGGAUUGAUCGACAGGCAAUUUAGACUGUUUCGAGAAGAUGCAAUUGCACCUAUUCGGGAUAUUGUCCGAAUAGAGCAAGAUAAAUUGGGAAACCCCUGCGGCACGGAGCAUUUGGGCCGGCGGGCGAGACACAGUAUUCGAUAUGUGACUUACGAAAAUGCUCGAGUACUUGGGGUAAAAUCUGAUUUGAAAAAGGGACUGUUGGUAAUAAUUGAGAUGGACCAGCCACGAGCCGUUGCUAAUCUACUUGAAAAACAGCGAAGGAUGUGGUGGGAAAACUCAAAAUUGCUCUGCUCAGACGCUUUAGUUUGUCUUGUCUCGUCAGAGAAGCGGGCGAUUUUCUUUCAAGUGUUUACGCCCUUUGUCAGGAUACUUGACGCAGACAAGGAGGAAACGGCACACGACACGAGAGAUGGACGAGAUGGAGAAUUCAAGUAUCAUCGAGCAGCAGGCCUGUUCAAAGAUAAGAAUAGAGCUACGGUGACGCUUGCGUUGGUAGAACCAGCUGAAGAGGACGAUGUACUGUGGAUCAUAGCGCAUCUGGGGAUGCAUAACGCGAACUUCUCGCUUAUCGAAUUUCCAAGCCUUGUAUUACCUGCAUUCGAACCGACAUUGAAGGCAUUGCAAGUUAUGAGUCGAUCGCCAGAAUCAAUUCCAUUUGCAGACCUUUUGACAUGGAAACCAAAUGAUGGGCCGAUACUGCUUUCUCCACCACAAUAUGCACGGGGAAAGGACUUUGUGUUUAAUCUGGAAGCUGUAGCAGGAGGGAAGCAGCUGGUUUAUAAGCCAGGAAAAGGGUUCGACCACAAAGAAAUGCAAAAGACAACAACCCUGGACGAAGCACAACAGAUUUCGUUAAUUGCCGCGCUGAGUCGGAGCUUCGUCUUGAUACAGGGGCCACCUGGGACAGGGAAAAGCUACACAGGUGUGUCGAUAAUUAAGACCCUGUUGACGAAUAGGGAGAAGGCGAAUCUUGGACCAAUCAUUUGCGUUUGUUAUACAAACCAUGCUCUCGACCAAUUAUUGGAACAUCUAGUCAAAGGUGAUGUGGAGCAGGUGGUACGCAUUGGCACGAGGUCAAAAUCGAGGAUCGUUCAAAAUCUGACGCUGCAAAAUUUGGCAAGAAGAAUGCCACAGACAAGAACGGAGAAAUUCACGAAGGGAAAAUAUUAUGGUUACCUAGAGUCGGAACAGCAACGGAUUGUGAAGUUUUUGAAGCGUUUGGAAUAUCCACGGAGUUGGCAAAACAUCCAGGAAUACCUGAGAACAUACUCGUGCCGCUAUGCAGAACUGUUUGAGUCUGUGAUAGAUGAAGAUGGCUUCGAAAAAGAGAAAAUGAGACCCAAUAAGGCGGUCAAACGCUGGAUCAAGGGAAAAGGACCGGAUCAGUUGAUGAACCGCCCGUUAAAUGAAUUGACCGACAUUCCUUUACAUGAAAUGUCAAGACGGGAGAGAAAGCGGUUGCACGAAUUCUGGGUUGAAGAGAAUUCGAAGAUUCUUUCGAAUAGCUUGCUACAUUCUCUCGACGAGAGACGCAAAAUCAAGGAGAAAAUCGACAAAUGUCACCAAGAAGUGAACAUUAGGUGUUUAGAGGAAUCACACGUAAUCGGAGUGACGACGACGGGGCUAGCAAAAAAUUUCGACCUGCUUCGUCGAGUGACAGCAAAGGUGUUGGUAUGUGAAGAGGCUGGCGAAGUACUCGAGGCACAGACCAUCACGUCUCUCCUUCCGUCAAUCGAACAUGUGAUUUUGAUAGGAGACCACGAGCAGCUUCGGCCCCAGAUAAACACCUACGAAUUACAGCAUAACAGCCCGACAGGAAGGCAGUUUUCUUUCGAUGUGUCGUUAUUCGAAAGAUUGGUUAGCCCGAAGAUUGGGAAUGCGACACUUCCGUUUAGCACAUUGAGGAUGCAGAGACGUAUGCACCCGUUAAUUUCAGAACUCAUCAGGAGUACCCUUUAUCCUCAACUAGAGGAUUCCCCAUCCGUACACCAGUAUCCAGAAGUAUGUGGGAUGCGGGAUCGAUUGUUUUGGCUGCACCAUAUGCAGAAAGAAAGUGGCACCGAUCCGACACAAGAAAGUUCAUUUUCAAAAACGAACUUGUUCGAAGUUGCGAUGGUCAAUGGGCUUGUCUCUCAUCUAGUGAAGCAAGGAGUAUAUGCCCGUGAAGACAUCGCCGUGAUUACUCCAUACUUGGGACAGCUGCAGAAACUAAAGGAAAGAUUAGCAAAAUCAUUCGAAAUCAUUAUGGCAGAACAAGAUCUCAACGAUCUUGAGGCAGAGGGGAUAUCAUUAGAUAUGGCUCCAGAUGAAAAAGUUAUGCGAAAAGCGGCACUUGUCAAUGCGGUAAGACUAGCAACUGUCGACAACUUCCAGGGUGAGGAAGCCAAGAUCAUAGUGAUCUCACUGGUGCGAAGCAAUGCUGAGAGGCAAUGCGGCUUCCUUCGGACGUCGAAUAGAAUAAACGUCCUGCUAAGCCGGGCGCAGCAUGGCAUGUAUAUUAUUGGCAAUGCUGAUACAGCAAGUUCAGUUCCAAUGUGGGCACAUGUCCUCUCAAUUCUAGGCAUGGAAAAUAGAAUUGACAGCAAGCUAUCACUUUGCUGUCCCCGCCAUCCAGACACCCCUAUUCAGGUAUCAACACCAGAUGAUUUUGUGACACUGUCGCCAGAAGGAGGAUGCAACAUAAAUCAUUGCAUGACGCAGUUCGAUGCCUGGAGCGUUGCGUUCGACAAAAAGCUGGUUGUGAUCAUCCAUGUCUGCGCGCAUGUGGCGAUCCAUGCGAAAAAGAAUGCCAAGUUAGAGUUUCUGGAAUCACACUGCAAUGCGGACAUAAACCCAAUAGUAUGGCAUGUUUCCAGGUCCAGGACCCAAAAAGAUUUUGCUGUAUGUUGA